This is a messenger RNA of Bombyx mori (domestic silkworm), 10454 nucleotides long. It is a transcript of the gene Josd, whose product is annotated as josephin-2. Lineage: Eukaryota; Metazoa; Arthropoda; Insecta; Lepidoptera; Bombycidae. Gene Ontology annotation, biological process: protein deubiquitination. The transcript is spliced from 4 exons. Gene Ontology annotation, molecular function: cysteine-type deubiquitinase activity. Bases 183 to 908 code for a protein of 241 amino acids. The record is from RefSeq and is a predicted model, not a curated record.
AGACAGUGUCAUAAUUCAUAAUGGUAAAAUUGUCAAGUUGUUUUGAUUCACUUCGUCGUUUUUAUUACGUUAAAAUUAAAAUAUUAAAUUAAGAAUAGUAAAGUUUUAUCGAAAUUAAGCAUUUCACUUUGUGAAUAGUGUUGUUUUAUAAAUUAGUCAAGUGGAAAUAUGUUGAAUGUAACAUGAGCGAAAUGAGUGCGAAACCGACUAUUUAUCAUGAAAAACAAAUAAAAGAAUUGUGCGCCUUACACGCGCUCAAUAAUUUAUUCCAGACUCGAGGAACAUUUUCUAAAUCGGAACUAGAUGCAAUAUGCAGUCGCCUGUCUCCAAAUGUUUGGAUAAAUCCUCACAGAUCACUUCUUGGCCUUGGAAACUAUGAUAUAAAUGUGAUAAUGGCAGCGUUACAGAAGAAGGGCUGUGAAGCCAUCUGGUUUGAUAAAAGAAAAGAUCCCGGUUGCCUAGAUCUUGCCAAUAUUUGUGGAUUCAUAUUAAAUGUGCCUUCGGAUUACAAGCUUGGUUUUGUUAUGCUGCCAUUACGUCGUCGGCAUUGGAUCACAAUUAGACAGAUACAGGGAAACUUUUAUAAUCUUGAUUCGAAGUUGGACUCACCUCAGUUAAUAGGAAGGAGUUGUGACCUUAUCGCGUAUCUAAAGGAACAACUAGACAGCAAAGAGAAAGAACUAUUUAUUGUGGUGAGUAAAGAAGUCGAAGAGAAACAGCUUUGGAUGCACCAGUAUGUUUUGCCAACACCGGAGCCAAACUAUUGCCCUAAACUACCUCUGAACGGUGAAAGUCCAAGCGAAAGCAUAUCGUCCAACGGCCAAUAUGAUUAUAAUAAUAGAGACGCCGAGUGUCUCAAACUAAAUGAUGUCCAAAAUCAUAUCCUCAGCACAGAGAAUAACUGCUAAAAUAUUACUUUAGGUGAUUUUAGAGUAAAUGACUCAAAUCAUGAAUCAUCUUGUAAAGUAGACCCACUACCUUAUUGUGUUUCUAAGGUUUAUGAGGUGAGUCGUUUUGUUUCUAAAUUAGUAUUGGAUGAUAACGAAUAGCAAUCUGCUUGUGUUCACAUAAAUAUAUUUGUAUAAAUAUGUGGUAUGCAUGAGCACUUUUAAGAUUUGGGUUGAGAGGAUAUGUGUCAAAUCAGUUAAUUAAAUUAAAUCAGAAUGAGAAAUACAAUUCCAUAGUGACGAAUGUUUUUUUUUUUUGAGCCAAAGUGAAAUCUCAACUUGUAUUUGACUUCAGUGUAGGAGUGGAUUGCACUUGUUGCUCAUCGCUUGGGUCUCAACCUGUCGGGCUGGAACUCGCACUGAGCACAAGUGAGAUGAAGUGACACUGUCUAAAUCCCACCUCACUAGUCAUCAUUCCUGCCGUGUUUACGCCCUUAAUAUUAUCUGUAUGGGAUUUAUAAACAUAGGUAUGCACCAAUAUUUGGUGAGGCAAUAAUUAAUGUUACAAAAGUUUGUAAAUAUAUUCGUGUGAGAUUCGUCUUGUAAAUUGGGAUCAUGAUUAGAUAAUGUUUUAUUUUUUUUAUCUUAAUCGAAUAUUAAGUCGUUAGUUAAGUUGGGAACAGCAUAUUCAGGUUAGAAUAUAUCAAUUGUCAUAGCGAUAUUUGAUGUUUCUAUCAGUUUUGUUAAGCAGACAGAAUUAUGUCAGGCAUUUGUAGAUCCACAUUUAAUAUUAAUUCAGUACGGUACUUUGUUGUUCUUUGUGAAAAAUCACUAUCUUAGAUUCGCACUCAAAGUUUCCAAUUUUUCAAAAUGGCGCGUUGCUAUAAAUAACAAUCAAAGAUUAAACAUGCAAAAAAGAAUACGUCAAUCCAUAUUUCAUUUUGUAAUUUUAAUGCUGCCCGUAAAAUAUCGAGUUUUUUUAGCGGGAAAUUUAAAAUCAACCAUUUGAACAAUAUUGUUCUCAGAAAGUUUAUUGUUGUAGAUUAGAACAGUUACACAGAACACUCACGUUACUACAAUGUUAGAUCUUUGUCAUGCUCAUCAUUAAAUCUCGAAUAAAAUAAGAACAGUUUAGAAAAUUAAUUAACUUCUAUUUCUUAGUGUUAUUUCCUUAGUAUUAUUUCACCACCAACACUACUGACUCGGUGGUGCAGUAUUUAGUGCGCCUGAUUACUGGGCCGAGGGUCGUAGGAUACUUACUAGGGUUAGUACUUGAAAUUUACUCCAAACGUAUUGAAGUAUGUACAUCAAUCUCUGGUUCCCAGAGUACAGGAUAUCCUAGUUUGGGGCCAGAUGACCGUGCGUGACUUGUCGCGACUAUAUUAUUACUUUUGACACUGUUUCAUUUGACAUAAAAUCGGGAGGAUAAUCACAAAUUACAAAUCGGGGAACCUGACACAAUUUGUUUGUGUGGCUCUUAAUUAAGAAUCGACCGUUCCUAAGUGUUUUUAAUUUUUUAGCGAGGGUUUUUAAUAGCCCUUGGAGGUAGACGAGCAUACGGCCCACUUGAUGGUGUGUGGUUACCGUCGCUCAUGGACUUCAGCAAUGCCAGGGGCAGAGCAGAUGCCAGCAAUGGACUACUAAAGGUGUCGGCGUUGAUCGCAUCAUACUUUACGCUAGCCAGCAUCAGUCGUGCAAGUGUCCAAAAGUAUGAUCAUCAUUCUGUAUUCAAAUAAAUUUAAAUGUACUUAAUUAUUAUAAUUUAUUUUAUUUUUUAUUAAUUUUUAAUUUUAUUUUGUUACUGUUUUCAUUUUAUUUUAUGCUCACGUUAAGUUAUUUAUUCAAAUACACGCAUAAUGUAUCACUUCGUCUGUGAUAAUUUUGGUGUAUAGCGGGUUAUUGAUUGUACAUGUUAGAAUAAUAACUCUUUGAUUUACUUUUACGCGGGAAUACACAAUAUUUUGCUAUUUAUUUAAAAAUCAAACACUAGACUGAUAUUCAGAAGUUUUAUGAAAAAAUAUUUAGGGAGACCUAAUCUGAAAAUAUUGAAUUUUCUUUUUAAUUAAGCUAUAUAUUUAAUGGGUGAAAUUAAUUUCGAUAUUUAAAAUCACAAUUAUCAUCAGAGGCAUUGUGUCUGUUUAGAUUCAGUCCAAUCAAAUGUUUUCUUUUACUUCUGAUUGGCAGUUAAAUAGGUUAAUUUUGUGACGUUUAAAUUUAAAAUAAAAUCCGCCAUUUUAUCCGAUAAGGUUAGGAUUAUUCGCGCCUAAAUUUUAUUGGUGACCUCACUUAGGAGAGUGAAUAUAGGACUCCGCUUUUGCGGCCACGAAAUAUACUGCUCGUUCAAAACUUGCGCAUGGUUACCCUUGCCAAUGUAAAUCACAAUAAAAUAGAAUUAGUUUUUUUUUUCUGAAAUAAGUAGUAGUAGACUCUUAACAUUAUAAUGACACGCCAAAUGAAAUAACCAAAUCGUUCGGAAAUACAUAAAAAAAUACAUAUGUAAAUCGUUAAAAACUACCAAAUAAUAAAUUGUAAUUAAUCACGUAUAUGUACUUAAAUUGUAUUACGCACACGUAAUCUGGGUAUUUUGGUUCCUUUAAGCUAACAUUUUGUUGUUUUCGUGUAUUUGUUUUGUGAGACCGAUCGCAUUUGUAUCGGGGUUUGCGUAGUAGCGAUACGAGUACAUUAACACUUCUCCAACCCAACAGCAGCAAGAAAACAAGCGCUUUAAUAAGUUUACGGACGAAAAUUCAAAACCUCGUCCUUUUUUAUUCGAAGGCAGUUAAUAAAAAAUAACAUGUAAGGAUGAAACUAAACACUUCAAUGAUUUUGUAACUACGCCUACAAAAUAUCAAAAAGGAGUCUUCUAUACUGCCAGAAGUAUAGGUGAAAAUGUGAACUUAAAGGUCUAUAUACUGCCUGCCUAAUCGCUUCCCGCCCUUAUCACUUUAUUUACCCUUAUCACGCCCUUAUCAGUUAUCACUAUAUGUGGGGUUGGCGUAGCAUGUCCUCUUUUUUUCAAGCAGGCCUAUCAAACAUCUCUUAGAUUUUUAUCUCGCAUAUCCUCUCUUACAGAGUCCAUCUAAAUCUUUUUAGGACGCCUCCUCCUCACACCACCGCCUACUUUCGUUACCAGUCUUUUUGGUCACAUGAUCUUCCUCUCUUAACAAAACGAUAACCCUCUUUCUUUUUUUUUCUUCUCUCCUUUUAUUUUAAUUAUGGAAAUUGGGUUCUUGCGAUAUCAUUGUCGAGUUUAUAGAAAUCAUAAAUUACUUAAUACAUAUUCUGUUAUAUCAAAAUGGUAUGGAACGAAAUGAGUGAACUUGAUUUAUUGUAGAGAUUGUAAUAAAUUAGAAUGAUAUUAAAUGAAAAGAAAUGAGAUAAAAUUCAAUAUAGUCUCAGGAAAAUGGUGAUUAUUUACGGAGACUUUAGUGGACUUUUUGAAAGAACCUGAGAAGCCAUGUCCAGCUACUUCAUUACAUUUUCGGACAACUAUGCACUUUCAUCGAUGCUAAACAUUUAGUAACUUCCCGAUAUUACGUGUUUAAACCUGAAAAAAACACUAAACUAAAAAAAAAUAACAAUUCGCUUCUCACUUCCAAAAAGGCCAGACCGACCUUCACUCUUUACUCUCACUAGCUCUAUAAAUUAUCAAAGAGUUCCAAUUUACCCAGAUCGUAAAAUAGAUAUAUAUAUGUCGGAGCACGCCAGGUAUGGCUGAGCGGUAGUUUCGUCAUCACUCGUAUUCGAUUGAACUCAGUUUAGUUAAUAAAACUUUUUGAAUAACAAUUAUUGAAACUCAACACACACAACUUUCACAAUGACAGGAUAAACCGACAGUUUCGUUGCACAUACCGACAGACCGACUGACUGAGACGGACGGAAUGACUGUCUGACACGGAAUGCCACGACUCUGUCCACGUACCGCCAUUUUAUACUGUGGCGUUACGUAGUCUACCCUUCAUUUUGUGAUAUUUAUCAAAACAACAUCUCAUCAUUUAAAAUAAUAAUCAAAACCACAGUCUUUUACUAAAAGUCGUUAUCCACGACAACUAAAAGUCGUUAUCCACGACACGGCCAUUCUGACAUGUCACACGUCCCUGUGUGACGCUCCUGCAAGAAAAACUACCUUUUGCAAUAUCAAACAGGUUUCAUCUCGGCCAAUCCUGAUACAUUCACGAUUGAGGAUUGGGAUUCCUUUCAUUACAAACCAUAACGUUAGCUCUCAACAAGAUCUUUAACAGACCAUGUUAACCUGUGUGAGUAGAUAACUUAAUUACCCAAUUAUUAGUGAUACACUAUACAACUGAAAAAUUUCAUUAAUGCUCAAUAAGCAUUAGAAACCCGAGUUAUUACAAAACAACUCAAUCUGAGCAGUAUUUCAUCAGUAUUCUGUAUCAACCACAAACUAUCGUUACAAUUACUUCCAUCUAGUGAGAGUAACUCAUGCCACCUAUAUCGAGUGACGAUAAACCAAUUCAAGUGCCACCUCCAUCAAGUAGCUCUUGACUACUUAUUGCCUCCAUCCGGCAAAUAAGUGGGACCUCCAUCCGGUACCCAACUUCAACACAAAACACUAAUGCCUCCAUCCGGCACGCAAGUGGAACUUCCAUCCAGUACCCACUUCAACCAUAAAACACAUCACAAUGCCUCCAUCCGGCAAUAAAACGAACACAUCACCUAAAUUUUUUUUUUUUUUUUUUUUUUUUUUUUUUUUAUUGCUUAGAUGUGUGGACGAGCUCACAGCCCACCUGGUGUUAAGUGGUUACUGGAGCCCAUAGACAUCUACAACGUAAAUGCGCCACACACCUUGAGAUAUAGUUCUAAGGUCUCAGUAUAGUCACAACGGCUGCCCCACCCUUCAAACCGAAACGCAUUACUGCUUCACGGCAGAAAUAGGCGGGGCGGUGGUACCUACCCGUGCGGACUCACAAGAGGUCCUACCACCAGUAAUUACGCAAAUUAUAAUUUUGCGGGUUUGAUUUUCACUGCACGAUGUUAUUCCUUCACCGUGGAAGUCAAUCGUGAACAUUUGUUGAGUACGUAUUUCAUUAGAAAAAUUGGUACCCGCCAGCGAGAUUCGAACACCGUUGCACCGCUCGAUACGAAUGCACCGGACGUCUUAUCCUUUAGGCCACAACGACUUCAACUUUAAGCGAGCUUAAAUCGAGCGAUGUGUUCAAUUACCAGUCAUAAAUGACACCGAAUACUGUUCUUUACUAAUCACACAAAAUAGGACAACAAAAUCCUUACUUUAAUCAGUCAGUUGUAUCGUGGUCAUUUGAUCCUACAUCUUCUACAUCACUAGUUUCAACAAAAUCGUAUAGAACGCUCCUGGCCUGGCUGCCGGCGCAGCUAGUGACAUUGCCACCCACAUUAUCAUUAAAACAAAUGAUAAAACCAAUACACAUCAUUUCACAAUAUAGAGUCAAAGUCAUUACUAGACCAACACAACAAUAGUCUCCAUUGAGACCCAGGUCUCCGCUGUACCAAUCGAUGGAGAUGCUCUCACCUCACUGAUCAGUCUCGUCAGUAGCACUACUUAGAGGCAACCUUAUGUAAUCAUAGGUUCUAUUACCAGUUAAAGCCUCAAAAUUCAACAUCAAAUUUUACUAACUUUCCAAUGUUCUGGUCUCGUCAAAGUUAAUCUCUUACUUUCAGUAUCAUUUUAAGUAAAAACCUUUAGGGAUAUGGCACGCGAACUAUUAAGAAUUCGAAGGGGCUCACUUUUGUUAUUCUUAUGGUAGAACAAUUUAAAAUAGAUGUACGGCUUCUAGCACUUCUUGUCAAGAACAAUUCCAUGAGCUCACCGCGAGCUUGGUCAUCAAUAACGCAAGUCUGGGCUUCGAAUAAGGACACUAGAUUUAAGUGUUCUAUUUCGCUGAAUGCUCAAUCUCACUGAACCGAUUAAAACAACUAUCAGGUAGUACAUGACAUACAAUAGGUAAGCAAUAAACCAUCGCAUAGGAUUUGUUCCGUACAGUUUUGAGUCAAAACAACAGAAACCUUUUAUGAGAACCAUCGUAUAAAAUUGAUGAGUUAUGAAGCUACUACUAAUAGAUUUCUUGACAAGAGAGCAUUCGGCACCCGAAUCCAAAUAAAAAUAAUACGACUCACCAGAUUGUUCUUAUUUACCAAAAUUGCCCGAUGUUACGCAGCUACCGGCACGUUGCUCCGCUCGGCCGGUGAAUAGUUGACCCAUCGAGCGCCGACAGACGGCGUUUGCGUCCCAUAUCUCGUAUUGGCUGCAGCAAUCACGUGUCGAAUGCGACACGGCCUUCCUGAUUGUACACGUCCUCGUGUGAUGGUUAACCUACAAUCAAAAACAUCCACGAGAACACUUGUUCCGCUCGAUCACUCCUGACUACACUUUACGACUUAUCGGAAAAUUUAAAGUCAUCAAAGCUUUAAACUGUUUUAAUACCAUUUUAACCACAUCAAACAAUAGGGUAUACAAAGUUCACUAUUCAGCAGCCAGAGCACGUACCACAGUCGUUCAUCAAACUUCAAAUUUACUCUGUACAAUCAGGCAUAGCUUACAGGAACUCAGAUCAAAGAAAACUUCCGAGUAAAAAUAUCUAACGCCACGGCUCUCCAGCCGACCAGCAAUCACAAUUGCCCUCAUGAUGCGCAUCCACAGCGUGGAUCGCCCGUGUGCAUCACCCGCUGACUACACACGAUGGUCUUUACAGACCCCGACCUCCGCCAGAGCCAAACGCGCACCGCGCACCCACGGACUACUUGAGUUGCCUCAAGAGACACCGAUUUCUACCGGGCUACGACUACGUAAUAGCUACUGGUACGGUCGAACACAAUACGGCCGAUAGACUAUCCUUACUCGAGUUUUCACCACAAUUUAAGCUUGCUCUUCAUCAUCAUCAUUUACAUCAACCUCGACUGGUAUGUGUCAUGCUGGCAUUUUUCUUAGCCUAUCAUGUGGGUAUUUGUAAGUACGUUUUGAAUUUAAAGCUUUCAAUGUGUAACGGUCACCAUUCAAUACUUCAACUACUUUAAACGGCCCUUUAAACUUCGUAUCUAAUUUCGUUUGAUUACGCUCUUCGUUUUAAUGUGUGGACGAGCUCACAGCCCACCUUGUGUUAAGUGGUUACUGGAACACAUAGACAUCCACAGCGUAAACGCACCACACCUUGAGAUAGAACUUCUAAGGUCUCAGUAUAGUUACAAUCGCUGCCCCACCCUUCAAACCGAAAUACACCACUGCUUCACGGCAGAAAUAGGCAGGGUGAUGGUACCCGUGCGGUCGAUGGCACUAUACGGAGCACCCGUCUGGUGCCACGUCCUUACCCACGAGAACGUCGCCGCGCUGCGACGCCGGCCGCGCGCGAUCGCAGUCAGAGUUAUUCAAGGAUACCUCACAGUCUCCUACAAGGCGGCGUGCCCUAGCGCAAGUGCAGCCGGAGCGCGGAGGCUCCAAUCUCGGCAGUCCGUGCUGGAGGCGUGGUCUCGUCGUUUGGCGGACCCGUCGGCCGGCCUCCGUACCGUCGAGGCGAUCUGCCCGGUUCUCGCGGACUGGGUGGGCCGCGACCGCGGAAGUCUCACCUCCGGCUACCUGUGCAGACUCACAAGACAUUUUACCACCAUGCAAACUUCUUAUCGCAACAAAUCUUACCAGCCAACACGCAAACUACAAUUUUACGGGUUCCACCUCUCCUACACGAUGUUACUCCCACACUGAGGAAGCCAACCGCGAACACUUGUCAAGCACGCAAAAGCACGCACUUCACCGGAAAAACCUGCAUCCGCCAGCGGAACCCGAACACCGCCGCAUCGCCAGACAUGAACGCACCGGACGUCUUAUCUUACAGGUCACGACGACUUCAGAUGUGUCAAUUUUUCUUCCCCACGGAAACCUGCUUGCUUUCUUGUUUGCUUGCUUGCUGGAGCCCGAAGUAAUUGAACGUGUAGUGUUAUUGGUAUUGAAUCUAGUAGAUUCUAAAAUUUCAGCGACAAUUCACAGUCUCAUGUCCUGGUUUACUGCACUAGUGCCAUGUAACUCUAGCAGAACUCAGCGGCUUAAAAUAAUUCUUGUCGGAACUACCCACUCGUCAUGACAGAUCCAUUAUUGCGAUCGAAGUUUCACUUGAGAUUUGCACUUGCCUUAAUUUCUUGCAAUAGCUUGUUACGUGUUGUAUUUCCGCUAGUAAAUGCCAUGUGAUGAAGUCGACAGUCAAACUGGGCAACAUGAGCCAGAACGUAAGAUGUGAUGAUUUCUUCGUGGCUCAGAUCUUCUAUCAAGGUAACAGAGACGUUAUUACAAGACUUACGUAUGCUGCAUUCACGCUCUUGUGGCGUACCAUUACUAGUAUUCUGAUCUGCAUCAUGUUUUUUUGCUGUACUUCGAACAUGUUCAAACACGUCACGCCAGUGAGAGUAGAGUCCUGAUCCCACUUCUGAUGUCGGAGCACGCCAGGUAUGGCUGAGCGGUAGUUUCGUCAUCACUCGUAUUCGAUUGAACUCAGUUUAGUUAAUAAAACUUUUUGAAUAACAAUUAUUGAAACUCAACACACACAACUUUCACAAUGACAGGAUAAACCGACAGUUUCGUUGCACAUACCGACAGACCGACUGACUGAGACGGACGGAAUGACUGUCUGACACGGAAUGCCACGACUCUGUCCACGUACCGCCAUUUUAUACUGUGGCGUUACGUAGUCUACCCUUCAUUUUGUGAUAUUUAUCAAAACAACAUCUCAUCAUUUAAAAUAAUAAUCAAAACCACAGUCUUUUACUAAAAGUCGUUAUCCACGACAACUAAAAGUCGUUAUCCACGACAUAUAUAUAUCAGUAGAUUUUUUAAAAGGUAUUAAAAUAUUAUGAAUGUACAUAAAAUGUAUGUAGCGUAUUGACGAUUUUAUUUAAUGUUUGCAGCUAUGAUUGUUUUGCAGCCUUCAUACAUAUUAACGAAAUAUUUAAACAGUGGAAAACUUUAAAGUUUUUGAGGUUAUUUUAAGAUAUUUUAUCAAUUCACCUUUUACGAUUUGGAAAACAUAUUUUUUUGUUAAUACCAAAUGAUAAAGCAGUAAAUUUUAAAUAAUAAUUUAUUUAAAAUAUUCUUAAUUUACGAUUUUUAUUUUAUAAAUGUUCAUAGAAAAACUUUCAACGAAAAUGUUUAAGAUGCUUAGAAAUUAUGAAUGCCUUGUAAUUUUAUUUUCGAGUUUUGUAUUCAGUUCGUAAUUAGGUACCUUCAUGCGAAAAUAACUUAUCUGUAUUAAAUUAAUAUGAGACAAAGAAAAAUCGAGAAAAGUAAAAUGUCUGCACAACUUUUCUUUUUAUGAAAUAGUAGGUAUUAUAAUUUGGUGAAAGCUUUCCAAAUUUGAAUUUGUGCUUUACAUUCUCUGGCAUGAAGGUAUGAAAGGAAAGCAUUAGGAAAGCAUUUCUAAAUAGUGCUUGGUAAAUCAGUGUGUAUUAAUAUGUAUCACGGAGACAAUCUUGUAGUUUUAAUUGUGAUUAGAUUCGAAGACUCGAUUUUUUACUUGUCUUUUAACUUGAAAACUUUUGUAAAUACUAAAAUAUUUUUUCAUGAAAAAAAAAAAGAUUUUUGAUCAUUUU